AUGUUUGGGUUGAAUACAUGUAAAAUACACGAGAAACGUCGAGAACAGUUGAGAUGGGAAAUGGAAGAAUGGUGGGACGCCACAUAUGCUCAAAACGACAUCGAAAGUCGUGAUAUUUUUGAGAGGAAAUUUUUGAUCUUUCCUGUCUACAUGAAGACUCAUGCAUACGUGACAGUGGUCGUCAACUCCAACGCUCUUUUUCAGAAGAGAAGUGGAGGAACUGAGCCGUGCAAGAUUUUCCAUUUGGGUACUGGUCCCAUUAAAAGAUACGGUUUGAAGAUGACGAGUAAAUUCUUUGCCCUCCUCGAUUAUCACCGCAUGAAGCUCAACAAACCUCCAUUUGUCGGAAAAUCGUUUCAUUACAAGAAAGUGCAAGGUCUUGAGCCAUGGACCAUGAGAAGUAGGAAGAUGCAGCUUAUAUGGGCCGUCAACAUGAUGCUUCAGAAAGAACUACAACUUUCCACUGGUAGAGGAACUGGUGACUGGAGAAUUGUUACUUGCAUGUUUCUGCGAAGCAUUGAGCAAGACAUAGUGAAUUAUUCAACCAAAGAUGACAUGUUUGCAUUCUACAUUAUUAUGAGAAGGACAGUUUAUUUAAUAGCAUCAGUGGAAGAAUAUUGCUCAUGUACACCAAAGCGCACUAUUGAAAAAAUCAAUGAACUUCUUAGUUAA
Messenger RNA from Caenorhabditis briggsae, 672 nucleotides. Lineage: Eukaryota; Metazoa; Nematoda; Chromadorea; Rhabditida; Rhabditidae. Bases 1 to 672 code for a protein of 223 amino acids. The transcript has 5 exons. The record is from RefSeq and is a predicted model, not a curated record.